Molecule: messenger RNA, 945 nt
Organism: Exophiala bonariae
Lineage: Eukaryota; Fungi; Ascomycota; Eurotiomycetes; Chaetothyriales; Herpotrichiellaceae
Exons: 2
Coding region: 1-945 (314 amino acids)
Biological process (GO): cellular response to starvation; negative regulation of autophagy
Cellular component (GO): fungal-type vacuole membrane; nucleus; Gtr1-Gtr2 GTPase complex
Molecular function (GO): GTP binding; GTPase activity
Source: RefSeq, a predicted model, not a curated record
AUGGACACCCGAAAACGUAAGAAGAAGGUCCUGUUGAUGGGCAAGAGUGGCUCCGGCAAGUCCUCCAUGCGCAGCAUCAUCUUUAGCAACUAUGUCGCAAAAGAUGUUCGUCGUCUCGGCGCCACCAUCGAUGUUGAGCACAGCCAUGCUAAAUUCAUGGGCAACUUGACUCUGAAUCUCUGGGAUUGUGGAGGUCAAGAUGCCUUCAUGGACUCAUACCUCAACGCACAGCGCGAGAAUGUCUUCUCCGAUGCCGAAGUUCUCAUCUAUGUCUUUGACAUUGAAUCCCGCGCCGUCGACCAAGAUCUCGAGACCUACAGUCAGGUCGUGAAAGCCUUGAAAGAAUACAGUCCGCAUGCCCAUAUCUUCUGCCUCAUUCACAAGAUGGACUUGGUUCAGAAUGAGCAUCGAGAACGAAUCUAUGAGGAACGCUGCCGCUUGAUCAUCGCACGCUCUGAAGGCCUCAGUCUAGAGACAUUUGCCAGCAGUAUCUGGGAUCAAACACUCUACAAAGCUUGGGCGGGCAUCGUUCACAAGAUGAUUCCCAACCUCGUCAUCAUCGAGAAAUUCCUCAACGCUUUUGCCAAACAACUUUCCGCCGAAGAAAUCGUCCUCUUUGAAAGAUCAACCUUCCUGACCGUUACCAACGUCGUCAAUGAAUUUGGUCAAGAGAAUCCCAGUCACGAUCGUCACGAACGCAUUUCCAAUAUCAUGAAGACCUACAAACAUACUGUUGCUAGAAACACCAGAACCACUGCCGCCAGUGCCGGCUUCCUAUUGUUCAAGGUCCAAACUCCAAACUUCAACUGCUUCCUUGCUCGCUUUACCGAGAACACCUACAUCUACGUCGUUGUUCCACCAGGAGAAGCUGCCUUCAACUGUGCAGUUCUCAAUACUAUCAUGGCUAGAGAUGUCUUUAGUAAGAAAACCGGCGUUGAGGGUUGA